This is a messenger RNA of Galendromus occidentalis (western predatory mite), 3366 nucleotides long. RefSeq names its product ATP-dependent DNA/RNA helicase DHX36. The transcript has 17 exons. Gene Ontology annotation, cellular component: intracellular anatomical structure; nucleus. The coding region runs from base 141 to 2948 and encodes 935 amino acids. Gene Ontology annotation, molecular function: RNA binding; ATP binding; helicase activity. NCBI's taxonomy places the organism in Eukaryota, Metazoa, Arthropoda, Arachnida, Mesostigmata, Phytoseiidae. The record is from RefSeq and is a predicted model, not a curated record.
GAAGUUUUCGCAUAGAAGAAGCUUGAAUCCGUUGAGGAUCCGGGUCCGGCUUCCCCGUUGAGCUCUACCUGCGGACCGGUUGUACUUUUGAUCGGGCACUGCAUGAUCCCGUCAGAACCCCACAUUCGUAUUUGAAGUACAUGAUCCGCAGAUCAGCCCCAGCGGUGACUGCGGGGAUGUCUGCGAGGCUUCCGUGGCGUAGACCACGAGGAGUGUCCGUGGGCUCCGAUGGACAUGCCGGUGGGGAUCAGACCCGACAUGAGGGGACAUCCGAUCUCAAGCACCCGAAACAUCUCAAGGGUCGCGAGAUCGGGCUUUGGUACGCGCAACGCGACAAAUCAGGGAACGAUCUCCACAGGCGAAAUCGCCAAAAAAGGGAAUUUGUGUACCUGAACUCAGUUUCGUUCGAUGACAGUCUCGCGAGACUUUUCGACCCUUGUUUGGGAUGUCUCGAGGCCGAGAUGCAGCAACGGAAGCAGGCUCCUGGAAGGCCAUCAUCGAGAUGGCUCGUUUGCGGAUCCCUAUCGAACGGACCGCGCAAACUACCAGUAGUACCGGACUACAUAAAAGCUUCGAGAGUGAAGCUCCCAGUCUUCAAGGCCCGAGCCGAAGUACUGCGAACAAUAAGCGAGAAUCAAGUGACGAUUAUAUCCGGCGAGACCGGGAGCGGCAAAACCACCCAAGUGCCUCAAUUCAUUCUGGAUCAAUUCCUCGAAGAUGAGACGCGGAAGAGCUGCUUCAUCGCUUGUACUCAACCUAGACGAAUUUCGGCCAUUUCUGUCGCUGAGCGGGUUGCUGAAGAGAGAGGUGAGCUCAUCGGCGAAAACAGCGUCGGAUACAAAAUCCGACUCGAGUCCAAGGAGCCUCGGGGGAGCUCCGGUAAAAUACUUUUCUGCACCACCGGGAUCAUUCUGCAAUUCCUGCAAUCGGACCCACUGCUCGGGAACAUAACUCACCUGAUCGUCGAUGAAGUCCACGAAAGGAGCAUCGACUCCGAUCUCCUGCUGGCUGUGCUUCGUCAAAAUAUUCUGCCUAAGCGUCCCGAUCUCAAAGUGAUUUGCAUGUCGGCAACAUUGGAUAGCUCCACAUUCGUUGGGUAUUUCGGGGAAGCUUGCCGAAGUGUUUCCGUGGACGGGAAACUGUUCCCGAUUCAGGAGCGAUUCUUAGAAGAAUUUCUCGAAACGCUGCCCUAUCAUCCUCCACCGUCGUAUUUGGACAAGAAAGCCCUCCGAGAGAGGACUGAGCGCGCGGAUCGUCUAAGAAAAUACGGAUAUAAGGAACCGCAAGUAUUCGCCCUGUCCAAAAUAAGCGCGGCAAAAGUGGACUGUUCUUUGGUGGUUGCUUGCGUUCAGCACAUAUGCGCAACCAAGGGUGAUGGUGCGAUCCUCGUGUUCAUGCCUGGUUGGGAGGGCAUAUCCGAGGUAUGCAGAAAACUAUCGGAAUGUCCAGCCAUUAAUCGAGGCAACCCCAUCAUCCUUCCUCUGCACUCUAUGCUCCCGACAGAAGAUCAGAGGCGGGUUUUCGACGUUCCUCCGGAAGGUGUGCGGAAAAUAAUCGUCUCCACGAUUAUAUCCGAGACCAGCGUUACCAUAGAAGACGUGGUGUUCGUCGUCGAUUCUGGCAAGACAAAAAUCAAGACCAUCGACGUUGGCAAAGACAAUCUUAACUGCCUUAGCGAGCAGUGGAUCUCGAAAGCAAAUGCGCGCCAGCGCCUCGGCCGAGCGGGCAGAGUCCGGGCAGGCGAAUGCUACAAACUGUACACGAAAAUGGAUUACGAGAACAUGGAACAGUACCAACAGCCAGAGAUGGUCCGUUCGUCUCUCGAAAAUCUCAUUCUCUACGUUAAGGAGCUGGAGCUGGGGGAGCCCGAAGAGUUCCUGCCACAGUGUAUAAGCCCACCCUCAAGCGAGGCAAUAGCAAACUCCAAGCAGUUUCUCAUUCAAUUAAAAGCUCUCGAUAAGCAUUCGAAAGUGACUGCGUUAGGUAAAUAUCUGGCAAGUCUACCGACAGAGCCUCGACUCGGAAAAAUGCUCUUACUCGGGAAGCUUUUCGGUUGCGAAGAUGCUGUGACGUCGAUCUGCGCCGCACUCGACUUCAAGGAACCCUUCGUGACACCCCUGGGCAAAAGACAGAACGUGGAUGCCGUCCGAUCCAAGUUCGCAGACGGUUCCCGAUCCGACCACGUGAUGGUCGCCAAUGCGAUCCAGUACGCCCUCGAUCGUGGAGAAGCACACUAUAGGGAUAAAUUCCUCUCCUUCCUGACCAUGAGAAUGCUCAAGAACUUACGCAAGCAGUACAAACAACACCUCAAGGAACAGAAGCUGUCGGGGGCGCAUCCGAACUUCAGCCUCGAGACACUGAGGGCUGUCAUAUGCGGAGGACUCUAUCCCGGCAUCGCAAUGGCGCGAUGCCCGGCCACGAAUUCAAAAUGCAGAUAUCCUACCGGUGGAUCUGUCCGGUUGGCCAGGACGCUCUUCUCAAAAUCUGAGAGCAGGAUCUGUUUCCAUUCGAAGAGUGUUUUAUCCAGAGAAACGGAAUCCAAUACUCUCUUUUUCGCUUACUUUCUCAAACAACGCGGCGACAACGGAGUAGCACUCUUCGAUGCCACGGCCGUGCAUCCCCUAUCGCUGCUGAUCUUCGCUGCUGAGUGCGAAUAUGACAUCGCGGACAAGCUUUUCACGGUUAACAACUGGAUGAGAAUACACAGUGAGCCGGAAGCUGCGCGACUCAUCAAGCGCUUACGAGCGGCUUUCGAUCAUGUACUGGAUUGCUUCCUCCGUCACAAGCACAGUGAUAUCCACCGGGACCUUAUCGACCUAUUGAAUCGCGCGUUCGACCAGGAGUGGUGUAAGGUCGUCCCGCUCCGACAGAAAGUCACCCCCCGGUCGGACUCAGAGCAGGAGGAGUUCUAUCGGACAUCCGACGAUGAUGAUGAUGAGGAUUGGUAAAGCCGAAGUUAAACUAUCCCAUUCUAUUUUGUUCUUGUUGAUUCUCGUCUUCGAUGAGACGCUCUAGCAUGCCGUAGAAUCUAUCGAUGAUAAUUAUUAUCAUCGAUCUCGGGUGCGGGUUGUGGGAGCGCUAUUUUGAGAAGCGCCGAUUUCGGUCUAGCCAAAAAUCUCUGGAAAUCCCGGUGAUGUCUCUACGGAGACUCGUAGCUCAUUUUGGAACGACUCGUGACUCUCCGACUUCAUCACGAAUACCUAUAAAUAUUCAUAUAAUAUAUUUAUAUCUAUGAGUUCGUUGGAAUCGUUCUUCGUUCGGUCAAAUAUCCAAGAUCGGAGUCCCCGCGAUGACCCUCGCUCAGGUUAGAUGGAGCAUAGAACACGUCUCGAUGAAUUUUGUACCGGGUAAUUUAUUAGAUAAGAA